UUCCGCACCGUGCCACUACAAAUGGAAAACGUCCCUCUCAUUAGGGCUCGCCGCACAGGCUUCAUCAGGCACCGGUAUGUAGUCUGCAUGUUCGUCUUCACGGGCUUGGCUCUCGUUUACGCCCUGAGGGUGAAUCUUAGCGUGGCGAUCAUCGCGAUGGCCGGUUCGAUUCCGAGGAACGGCUCCGAACUCGAAGGGACCUGCAUCUUGCCGGAGACGAACGAAACCGCAGGAUUGAGAGUCCGGGGCGACUUCGACUGGAACGAACAGACCAAAGCCGCGAUACUGGGCGCGUUCUUCUAUGGCUACCUUUCCACGCAAAUAAUCGGAGGGAUAAUGGCGCAGAAACUCUCGGUAAAAUGGGUUUUCGGCUACGGCAUUUUCCUCACAUCUGUCCUUUCUGUAACAACGGAAUGGGUGGCUCGAUGGAACGUGAACGCCUUCAUCGUUCUGCGUGUUCUCGAGGGCAUAACUGAGGGCGUCACGGUUCCGACCAUGUACUGUUUGAUAUCUCGGUGGGCUCCGAAAAACGAGAGGACCACUAUGUCAAUGUUGUGCACCGUAGGCACCAACAUCGGCACUGUCAUCACAAUGCCGAUCACAGCCGCCCUGAGUGAUUCUGCUCUGGGAUGGUCAGCCAGUUUCUAUCUCCCAGGAGCCGCGGGCAUCAUCUGGUCGUUGGCAUGGUACAUCUGCGUGACUUCGCAGCCGGAAAAUCAUCGGUGGAUAUCGGCCGAGGAAAGAGAGUAUAUCAUGAAGAAUCGCGAGACCUGUCAUCUGUCGUCGAAAGAGAUACCUUGGGUCGAGAUUCUUACCUCCCGGGGAGUAUGGAUGUAUUCGAUAGCUCGCCUCCUCUCCUCUGUGACUUUCUACAUGUUCCUGACCGAAAUGCCGACUUUCGUAGACCAAGUCUUCGGCAUUCCUCUGACCGGCAACGGACUUCUGAACGGCGUCUUCCACUCGAUCUACGCCUGCGCGUUGAUGGCUUCUGCGGCGCUAUCAGACUACAUGAUCCACAGGAACGUCUGGUCGAGAACCAAUAUCCGGAAAGCCUUCCAAUGUGCGUCCUUCGUAGUCUCGGGUGCCAUGCUCAUCCUGGCCACCAUGGUUGGAUGCGACUAUUACGCCGUGACUUUUCUUCUCUGCAUCGCAUCCGUUGCGAUCGCCCUCAGCGGCGGAGGAGAAUCCUCGAUGGCCCUCGACCUCGCUCCCGACCACGCUGCAAGCGUAGCUGGAGUGGGCAAUACGAUCGGGAACGUCGCCGCUAUCAUCGCGACGAAUUUGGUCCUCGCCUUCCAUGACCCUUUGAAUUCGCAAAGAGGUUGGAAUAAGGCUUUCAUCGCGACAGCGGGUCUGAGCUUCGUGGGCGCACUUAUCUUCGGGAUUUUCGCGACAGCGGUCGAGGAGCCUUGGUCUAAGCGGAAGGAUUCGGAUACGAGCAAAUGUGAGGGGAAAUUUUCGAGCGGCUUCGAUCCAUCGGCAGAGUCCACAGUCAGUGUCUACUGAUGGCCGAGAUUCAGGUGCAGCCUUGAAUGUCAGUGAAUCACACGACAGCCUCCAGUCGGGAUGGAGACACUUCACGACAAACUGAUCCCCGCAUCUCAUCUCGCGAAGAACUUCGCAAUAGUUCGGUGAUAAUGAUUAUUAGAGGUUCGCGAAUCAUAGGAGGCGGAAACUCCACCAAGAGCAGGCCGGAAGUCACCGGCGCCAUGGAGUGUACUCAUCGCAAUAAAUCUCAUGUUCGAGCGU
Messenger RNA from Galendromus occidentalis (western predatory mite), 1749 nucleotides. RefSeq names its product sialin. Gene Ontology annotation, molecular function: transmembrane transporter activity. The record is from RefSeq and is a predicted model, not a curated record. Lineage: Eukaryota; Metazoa; Arthropoda; Arachnida; Mesostigmata; Phytoseiidae. Gene Ontology annotation, cellular component: membrane. Gene Ontology annotation, biological process: monoatomic anion transport; transmembrane transport. The coding region runs from base 22 to 1506 and encodes 494 amino acids. The transcript has 8 exons.